Messenger RNA from Panicum virgatum (switchgrass), 627 nucleotides. RefSeq lists its product as uncharacterized. Bases 1 to 627 code for a protein of 208 amino acids. The record is from RefSeq and is a predicted model, not a curated record. NCBI's taxonomy places the organism in Eukaryota, Viridiplantae, Streptophyta, Magnoliopsida, Poales, Poaceae. The transcript is spliced from 2 exons.
AUGCAUAGCUGGCCCAUCUCAGAUAAACCGAAGCCUAUAGCUCCACCAUAUGUCAGGAUGCCAGGAAGGCCAAAGAAAGAAAGGAGAAGGGACUCAACUGAAAAACCAAAGAGUACAAGAAUGUGCAAGGCUGGGACAGUCAUAAGAUGCAGGACUUGCAAAGGUGUUGGCCACAACAGAGCAACUUGUAGUAAGAGAAAUGGUCCACCAUCAGCUUCAGGACCAGCAGCUUCAGCAUCAGGACCAGCAGCUUCAGGUGCAGCUCCAGCAUCAGGUCCAAGUGCCAAGCUCAUCAUGUCAAGUACCAAGUACAGCUCUUCUAGUGCAGCAGGUGGUACAAGCAAAAGGAAAAGGAGUAAGGCUCCAUCAAAAUCAAAGAAGGCAAAGGUAGAUGUUACUAAGACAUCAGCCAUGGCCAAGGUGUCCACAGCAAGAGGUGGUGAUGCUUCUAUCAAGCUCCAUGCACAAGUUCCCCUAUCUCAAGCCAGCUCCAGUGUAACUGUUAAUGUAUCCUCAGGAUCAGCAUUUACUAAGGCCAAAGCCCAGGAACCAUCAGGGAGGAGAAAGACAACAAAACCUGCCAAGUUCAGUGAAUAUUUGAUGCUACCUUCUGCUGGUACUAAGUAA